AUGGGACAGACUCAGACUACUCCUUUAAUUAUGAUUGAUGAUCAUUUCAAAGAGAUUAGGGGAAGAGCCAACGAGCUCAGUGUGGAGGUCCGGAAGGGUCAGUGUCAGACUUUUUGUUCCAGCGAGUGGCCCACUUUCAAUGUCGGAUGGCCGCCAGAGGGAACUUUCGACCUCCCUACCAUCCAUCGGGUCAGAGAUGUUGUCUCCCGGCCCAAGAAGGGUCAUCCUGAUAAACUCCCUUACAUUAUUACUUGGCAGGACCUUGUGGAGGACCCACCCUCUUGGCUUAAGCCCUUCCUGGCCCCACGCCCUCCAGAGCCGAGACCUAUUCUUGCUUUGCAGGGGACAGAGAAGGAGGAGGAGAAGAAGGUCACACAGCCAUCAGCUCCCCUCUACCCUGUCUUGCAGGGGGGAACUGAAGAAGAACUAAUUUUUCUUCCCCCGUAUCAGUCCCCUAGAGUGCCGGAGGGACCCAGCCAACCCCCAUCUGGGGAAGCAGACGCUGCUCCGAGAGCAGAGCACGGAGGAGUUCCAGUGGGAAGCCCGCCCUAUACCAGACAAAGGGCUCAGAGAGAGCAGUCUGCCUCCGUCGCCGACUCCACUAUUAAGACCCUACCCCUGCGAGCCACCAGUCCCCCGGAUGAGGGGGGCAAUCAGCCCCAUCACUACUUGCCUUUCACCACUAGUGACCUCUGUAAUUGGAAAGCUCAAAAUCCUAAGUUCUCUGAAAAGCUGGCAGGGCUCAUUGAUUUACUAGACUCUGUUCUUUUCAUCCAUCAGCCUACCUGGGACGACUGUCAGCAGCUUUUGCAGGUCCGAUUCACCACUGAGGAGAGGGAAAGGAUCCUCAAUGAGGCCCGAAAGCUAGUCCUGGGCAUGGACGGGAAUCCUACCACCAACCAGGCUCAGAUAGAUACCUCCUUUCCUCUAACUAGGACUGAAUGGGAUUUCAACACGGCAGAAGGUAAGGAGAGGCUCCGGGUCUACUGCCAGACUCUAAUGGGAGGUCUUCGGAUGGCUGCUAGGAAGCCGACUAAUUUGGCUAAGGUAGGAAAUAUACAGCAGGAGAAGGAUGAAUCUCCAGUGGCCUUCCUAGAGCAGGUCAUGGAGGCGUUCCAUACCUAUAACCCCAUGGACACAGAGGCUCCUGAAAACAAGGCGACUGUUAUCAUGGCCUUUGUAAACCAAUCUGCUGCAGACAUUAGGAGAAAACUGCAGAAGAUAGAAAGACGAGGGGAGAAAAGUCUUCAGGACUUGCUGGUAGUAGCCGAAAAGGUGUACAACAACCGGGAGCCCCCUGAAGAUAAACAGGCUUACGCCGUGGUGGCUGCCAGCAGUAAGCAAACCCGAGACCUGGCCAGGAUUCUGCUGGCUACCACCGCGGACUCUCCUGAGGAACGGGACCGUCACCUCCGACAGCUUGCGAGUGACCGGAAAAGAGGUAAGGAGACAACCAGGGAAGGGAGGCGGAGGCUGCAGAAGGAUCAGUGUGCUUACUGCAAGGAAAUAGGGCAUUGGACCCGAGAAUGUCCAAAGAAGGCCGGCGGGAAGUGAAGCAAGACUGAUUGAGUGAAAAUCUUAGAGCUGGAUGAACUGAGCGAUUAGGGGAUUCGGGGUUCGGACCCCCUCCCCGAGCCCAGGGUAACUCUUAUCGUGGAGGGGACCCCUUUUGACUUCCUUGUCGACACCGGAGCGCAAUAUUCGGUCCUCCGCACAUCUCAGGGGAAGCUAGCAAACAAGAAGUCCUGGGUACAAGGGGCAACUGGUAUGAGCCAAUAUUCAUGGACUACCUGAAGAAUGGUAGAUCUAGGAACGGGCCGGGUAUCCCACUCCUUUAUGGUGAUACCAGAAUGCCCCUACCCACUAUUAGGACGGGACUUACUGACCAAGAUUGGAGCUCAGAUAAUUUUCAGUCAAGGGGGGCCUCAGGUCAACGACGGCAAAGUCCACCCCAUCCAGGUUCUGACUCUGAGACUGGAGGAUGAGUACCGCCUCCACCAGAAGGCGUCCCCAAUAGAGAACAACAUGGACAGAUGGCUACAAGAAUUCCCCACAGCUUGGGCAGAGAGGGGCGGGGUAGGACUAGCCACUCACAGGACCCCAAUCCUAGUAGAGCUAAAACCAGGAGAAGGCCCAGUAAGGAUCAAGCAGUACCCUAUGUCUCAGGAGGCCCGGAACGGUAUCCAUCCUCACAUCCGGAGACUGCGAAGCCUAGGGGUACUAGUUCCCUGCCAAUCUGCCUGGAACACCCCCCUCCUGCCAGUCAAGAAACCUCACACGAAUGACUACCAACCAGUACAGGACCUCCGGGAAGUAAAUAAAAAAGUCAUGGAUAUACACCCAAUAGUUCCCAACCCAUAUACUCUCUUGAGCUCCUUGGCACCCUCUAGAGCAGGGGUGGUCUGGUAUACCGUAUUAGAUUUAAAGGAUGCCUUCUUCAGCCUGCUGCUGGCGCCCCGAAGCCAACCCUUAUUUGCCUUCGAAUGGCACGACCUGGAGGAGGGCUACAGUGGACAAUUAACUUGGACACAGUUGCCUCAGGGGUUCAAGAAUUCGCCCACCAUCUUUGACGAGGCGCUACACGAGGACCUGGGUGAGUACAGGAGGGAGAACCCUGGCCUCACUCUCCUCCAGUACGUAGAUGACAUUCUGAUUGCUGCCAACACGGCCAAGGACUGAGCGGGGACCCAGGAUCUGCUGGCCACCUUGUGGGCCUUAGGGUACCGGGCAUCUGUGAAGAAGGCUCAGAUAUGCAGAGAGAGGGUGAGUUACCUGGGAUACAUCCUAGAGGGCGGACAGCGGCAGUUAUCAGAUGCCAGAAAAGAAACUGUCCUGAAAAUCCCUACUCCCACCUCCCGAAGGGAAGUAAGGGAAUUCCUAGGAUCGGCCGGCUACUGCCGCCUCUGGAUACCGAGUUUUGCUGAGAUCGCCAGGCCCCUAUAUGAAGCUACCAAAGAGGGGAGGGCAUUUGAAUGGACUGAGAAAGAAGAGGCUGCCUUUAACCAGUUAAAGAAAGCCCUCCUAGCUGCUCCAGCCCUGGGCCUGCCAGACAUUACAAAGCCCUUUCACCUCUUUGUAGACGAACACAGAGGAAUAGCGAAAGGGGUUUUAACUCAAGCCUUGGGCCCCUGGAGCCGCCCAGUAGCUUACCUGUCUAAGAAGCUAGAUCCAGUAGCUGCCGGCUGGCUGCCGUUCCUAAGAAUUAUUGCAGCAACAGCAAUCAUAGUCAAGGACACCGACAAACUGACCCUGGGGCAGGAAAUCCGGAUCACAACCCCGCAUGCCAUUGAGGGAUUCCUGAAACAGCCUCCUGAUAGAUGGAUGAGCAACGCAUGUAUGACCCAUUAUCAGAGCCUUCUGCUCAACCCUCCUAGAGUGCGGUUCCACCCCACUGUGGCCCUUAACCCCGCCACUUUGCUGCCCGACCCUGACCUAGAUGCCCCACUACAUGACUGUGCGGGAAUCCUAGAGCAAGUACAUGGAUUCCGGAAGGACUUGACUGACCAGCCUCUCCCAGAUGCCGAGGCCACUUGGUUCACGGAUGGGAGCAGCUUUAUACAGGACGGGCACAGGUACGCGGGUGCAGCGGUGGUCACUGAAACGGACACCUUAUGGGCAGAAGCUCUACCCUCCGGAACGUCAGCCCAGCGAGCAGAACUCAUCGCCCUCACUAAGGCGCUGACGCUGGGAGUUGGAAAACGGCUCAACAUCUACACAGAUAGCCGUUAUGCGUUUGCCACAGCUCAUGUUCAUGGGGCAAUCUAUCAGGAGAGGGGGUUACUGACGGCAGAGGGAUGGACUAUAAAAAAUAAGCAGGAGAUACUCAACCUGCUUACGGCCUUAUGGCUUCCUGCCAAGUUAGCCAUAAUCCACUGCCAAGGGCACCAGAAGACUGAUGACCCGGUAGCAAGAAGUAACCAAAAGGCUGACCAGGCAGCCAAGGCAAUGGCCCUUACUUCGGUCCCCACCAUGGCCCUACAACUACCGGACCCGGGGGACCCAGUUUUACCAGACCAGCCCAGAUACUCCCAGGAGGAGUUGCAGCAGAUCAGGAAACUUCCCCUAGCCCAGGAGAUAAAGGGAUGGUGGUAUACACCGGACAAGGAGCUCAUACUGCCAGACCGGCUCGGAGUCCCAGUGUUAGAACACAUGCACCGGUCCACCCACCUGGGGGCCCGGAAAUUAAAGAACUUAAUCCAGCAUGCCGGAAUCAAGAUUCACCAGCAAAACUCCAAAAUAAAUAAAGUUGUAUCCGCCUGUAAGACCUGCCAACUCACAAACGCGAGGGCCAGGUCGAGUCAAAAAGGAACCAGGCUCAGAGGAACCAAGCCGGGAGCUCAAUGGGAGAUCGACUUCACCAAAGUCAAGCCAGGGAAGUAUGGUUAUAAAUAUCUUUUAGUAUUUAUAGACACCUUUUCUGGAUGGGUAGAGGCAUAACCAACCAAGCAUGAAACAGCUCAGAAGGUAGCCAAGAAACUGCUAGAAGACAUCCUACCCAGGUAUGGAUUUCCUGCUAUGAUAGGAUCAGACAACGGGCCAGCUUUUAUUUCACAGGUAACACAGGCAGUAGCCAAGGCUAUAAGGGCAGAUUGGAAAUUGCAUUGUGCCUAUAGGCCCCAAAGUUCACGGCAGGUAGAAAGGACGAAUAGAACCCUAAAAGAGACCCUUACUAAAUUAACCAUGGAGACUGGGGACUGGGUGGCUCUCCUACCGUAUGCCCUUUACCGAGUGAGGAACUCCCCUUACACCCUGGGCUUUACUCCCUAUGAGAUCGUGUUUGGCAGGCCACCCCCUAUCAUUCCUAACCUUAAAGCUGAGCUUCUCGCUGAAUUUGAAAAUCAAAUAUCUUUUCUCUUAAGAGGACUCCAGAGGGCGCACAAGGACUUUUGGCCGUACCUCUGUGCCAUCUACGAGGCUGGCCGGACCCUGACGCCUCAUCAGUACAGACCGGGAGACUGGGUGUUCAUUAAGAGACACCGCCGGAAGACCCUCGAGCCGCGUUGGAAGGGUCCCUACGUCGUAGUGCUGACUACACCCAUCGCUCUCAAGGUAGACGGCGUCGCGACCUGGAUCCAUCACACCCACGUCCGCCCAGCUGAUCCCUCUGCAGUCCAGAAGGACCUCAUCACACAUUGGAGCCUUGAUCACAAUCAGCACAACCCGAUCAAGCUCAAGCUACGGUGCAUUCGACCCGCCUGA
Molecule: messenger RNA, 5199 nt
Organism: Myotis brandtii (Brandt's bat)
Lineage: Eukaryota; Metazoa; Chordata; Mammalia; Chiroptera; Vespertilionidae
Biological process (GO): proteolysis; virion assembly; DNA integration
Molecular function (GO): RNA-DNA hybrid ribonuclease activity; aspartic-type endopeptidase activity; zinc ion binding
Source: RefSeq, a predicted model, not a curated record